Molecule: messenger RNA, 4001 nt
Organism: Gryllus bimaculatus (two-spotted cricket)
Lineage: Eukaryota; Metazoa; Arthropoda; Insecta; Orthoptera; Gryllidae
Source: the annotation of a GenBank genome assembly
AUGAGGGGACGCAGAGCUUGGCCAGUGUCGUUGAAGGAGGCGAAGAGGCAUCGCGAGAAGGCCCGAGUUGCAAUGCUGGAACGAACGUUGAGAAUUAAAAACGACCAGCUGAUAACCCCGGGCCGUUCGGGAAUGUCGGCAUAUGAGACUUGUCGCUCAGAUGAGUUCACUUGCGCGAAUGGCAAGUGUAUUCAGAAGCGCUGGGUAUGUGACCAUGAUGAUGAUUGUGGAGAUGGCUCAGAUGAACGAAAUUGUCCCGAAACUACGUGCGCACCCCACACAGAAUUCAACUGCUCCGACAACAAUUUGUGCAUCACUUCACGUUGGUUAUGUGAUGGAGAUCUUGAUUGUCAUGAUGGCUCUGAUGAACAGGGUUGCGCGGAUACCAGUCCAAACAUUUCGCACUGCUUAUCAAGAGAGUUUGAGUGCAGUGAUCGUUUGACCUGCAUUCAUCAAUCUUGGGUGUGUGAUGGAGAUCGAGACUGCCCUGACGGUAGUGAUGAGGAUGCAAGUCGUUGCCCCAACCAGACUUGUCGGGCGGACCAGUUCCAGUGCCGCAAUCGUGCCUGCAUUGCUGGCCACCUUCACUGCUCAGGCAGCGCAGAAUGUGCAGAUGGCAGCGAUGAAGAGAAUUGCAUGUUUAUUCCUGGUCUCAAUGCUACUCACAAAGCAUUGCCAUAUGAUACAGAAGGGGUAGGCCAGGUAGAGCUGGCAACACCACUACCUUCAUGUAAUCCUCAAACUGAGUUUGAUUGUGGAGGUGGGAUGUGCAUUCCUCUCACAAAAGUGUGUGAUAAGAAACCUGAUUGCCCCAAUUGGGAAGAUGAACCUGGAGAACGCUGUGGUCGCAAUGAAUGUGCAACAGACAAUGGUGGAUGUUCUCAGAAAUGUGUAGAUACUCCAGGAGGCUAUUAUUGUGCCUGUUUACAAGGAUAUCGUCUUGUGGAUAAUCGUACAUGUGAUGAUGUCAAUGAAUGUGAACAACCGGGAGCCUGCUCUCAGAUCUGUAUUAAUGAAAAAGGUACUUUUAAAUGCCAGUGUGUUGAUGGCUAUCUUCGAGAUCCAAGAGAUCAUACAAGAUGUAAAGCUAUGGAAGGGCAUGCAUCCCUCCUCUUUGCUAGACGCCAUGACAUUCGUAAGAUUUCAUUGGAUCAUCAUGAGAUGACUGCAAUUGUUAAUGAUACAAAAAGUGCAACUGCAUUAGAUUUUGUGUUCAGAACUGGUAUGAUUUUCUGGAGUGAUGUCAGUGAUCAAAGAAUUUACAAAGCACCCAUUGAUGAGGGAAGUGAGCGUACAGUAGUAAUAAAAAAUGAUUUGACAACAUCAGAUGGUCUUGCUGUAGACUGGAUUUAUAAUCACAUUUAUUGGACAGACACGGGCAAGAAUACAAUUGAACUUGCAAAUUUUGAGGGCAAUAUGCGUAAAGUUUUGAUUACAGAUAAGCUAGAGGAACCUCGAGCUAUUGCUGUCAAUCCACUUGAUGGUUGGAUGUAUUGGACCGAUUGGGGUACUGAGCCAAAAAUUGAGCGUGCUGGGAUGGAUGGAAAUCAUCGACAGACAAUUGUUUCAUAUGAAGUGAAAUGGCCAAAUGGUCUGACACUUGAUUUGGUGCGCAAACGAGUUUACUGGGUGGAUGGAAAAUUAAAUGUUAUAUCUUCUUGUAAUUACAAUGGAAGUGGUCGUCGAGUGAUUUUGUACUCGCCAGAUACCCUCCAGCAUCCCUUCUCUAUUACAACAUUUGAGGAUUGGGUCUACUGGACUGACUGGGACAAACAAGCUGUGUAUCGUGCCAACAAAUUCACUGGCAAAGAUGUAGCACCAAUUACAUCCACACACUCGUUGCAAAAUCCCAUGGUUAUUCAUGUGUAUCAUCCAUACCGACAACCUGAUGGAGAAAACUACUGUCAAGCCGUCAAUGGGCAUUGCUCACAUUUGUGUUUACCUGCAGCUCAAAUCAAUUCACAAUCUCCUAAAAUUUCGUGUGCUUGCCCUGAAGGAUUGCAAUUGAUGCCUGAUGGUCUUAUGUGUGCUGAAGCUGUUAAAACUACCACAUUAAUACCAGGUGCAACUAAAUACGAAACAACUGAUGCAAGUUCAUGGAGCCCAAAAAUUAAAUCUUCCUCUAAAACCAAUUCCACCUCCAAAGCUUUUGAGGGGAAAGUCAAUAAGUCCACUAUCUCUCAAAUUCCAGCUGAGGACAAUGAUAGUGGGAUGGUGGCUGGCAUUGUAAUAGGAGUAGUGACUGUUGUUCUAAUGUUAGCAGCAGCUAUUGCCUAUGUUGUAUACCGGCAUUACUUGCAUAGAAAUGUGACAAGUAUGAACUUCGACAAUCCAGUGUAUCGGAAAACUACAGAAGAUCAAUUUUCUCUUGAAAAGAAUCAAUAUCAACCCCAACGAAUUUAUCCAGCAACUGUAGGGGAAGAGGCUAAUGAGCCAUUAACGAGUCCUGGAACCAAUGAUUAUGUAUAACUAGGUACUUUCCUAGUUGAAGAUAAUUUAAAUAUCUUUUCACUUAUGUGUGGUAAAGAUAAGUGUGAUGUGCAAAAUAGCAAUGUGUUUAAAUAUGGACUUAUUUGUGCUGAAAGAGGUGUCUUAUUUCUUCACUAAGAAUUUGGAUAGGCAGUGUGCGUGUGUGAGCUCUUUAGAGAGCUAGGGACAAGCGAGCCGAAUCAUUGCUGGCCUGGCUGCUUCUGAAUUCUGUGCAGGGCAAUGAACAUGCACUAAGUGCAACAUAAUGAAGAUGUAUGAUAGAGCCUGUGCCAAAUUUCUGUGAUCUAUUGUAUGUAAAUGAAAUUAUUUUAGCAGACUGUAUGAAGCUGGAAAGCAAGGUUGAAACCUUGUUUAAUUAAUGUAUGAAGUCAAAAUUUCAAGGGAAUAUUUGGGAAACUUAAGAAAAUUUGGCUUUUUAUAUAAUGGCGUGUGAUAUGUUAACCCAUUUUCCUUGAAGUUGUAAACAUUUUGUUUUAUGCUGUUUAAUGAGUUCUCUCUCUGCAAACUCAACUGGAAUCAGCUGUGUACAUAAACUCAGUGCACUCACGAUGAGAGACUACGUCAAGAUGCUUUGUAUGAAGAAAGUGUUUGAAUGAGCAGUGUAAAGGUUGAGUAUGAAAUUCUAAGUUGUGUGUGACAUGGUGUAUAAAUGUCAUUGUAUAAAUGAAGGUUCAUGCAAUGGGCUUGUAUAAAUUGUAUUGAAAACAUUACCAAUACGAAAAGAUUGAGAAGAAAAAUAUUAAUGCUAUUUAAAUGUUUUGUAAAUAUGUGGAUCAUAAUUCAAGACAUUGUGUCUUGAUGUGCAGGGCACCAAAAUGGUAGAUUUUGCCAAAUUAUCUGUGGUUGAUCAUUGUAGAUUGACCUUGCAAACAUGUAUUUGUGUGUGCGCCCUGAAUCUUUGUCAAACUAAUGUGCAAAUCUCAGAUCCUCUGUAGUUACAAUGUUCCUUAUUUUCAUUUUUUAAAUGAUAGUUUGAAUGUAUUUACAAUAAAAAAAUACUGUUUGGUUUUACUCACUACUGAAAAUAUUAAAUGUUAUAUGAUAUUUGGCUUCCAAUGCAUUUUUUAUGGAAAUGCAUGAUAGGAAAUGCAAUUAUGCAAGUACAAAAUCAUGAAUGUGAUGUUUUAAAAUCAUUUGUAUACUUGCAAGCUCAUAUUGUGCCAAAGCAUAUAUUCAAUGUAAAUAUAAUUAAAACUUCAUAUGUCAAAAGGCUGGCUGCACAAUUCAUGGUGAGUAAAUCCAAGAGUGAGACUGGAUUUGUAUGUAUGUUAGUGUGAAUGAAUACAUUUUGAAUUGAAGCUAUUUAGUACACAUUUAAUAAAUUGGUAAAUAAACUAAGAAAUGCUUUGAUAGAAGUGCAAUAUUUUCUUCAAGUCAUGUGGUAUUUAUCAAGUCAGAUUUGCAUGUUUGUUGCUCAGUCCUGUAAUUUCAUCAUAUAGUUUUCAUGUUUCCUUACAUGUAAAGUUGUAAAUAUAUAAUCAGAAAAUAUUUAUUUUAAAUGUCAUUAUUAU